AUGUGCGACAACGGGUCCAACUUUGUUGGAGCAAGGCGGCAGCUAGACGAAUUAGCUGCACUUUUCAAGGAUCAGCAGUCCCAGUGUUCAAUCGCAGCUGGCGCUGCGGACAUAGGGAUUGAAUUUAAAUUCAUUCCAGCCAAAUCCCCAAACUUCGGCGGUUUGUGGGAGGCGGCAGUCAAGUCAAUGAAGCAGCAUUUGAAGAAGACGAUUGGCCUAAGAACGGUUACUCCCGAUGAGCUCAACACGGUCUUGACACAAAUCGAAGCGUGUCUGAACUCCAGGCCGCUCACGCAAAUCAGCAACGAUCCUAGCGACUUGAGCGUACUGACACCCGGACAUUUUCUUGUGCAGCGACCAUUGACUGCGGUGGCAGGGCCGUGGCUGAAGGAUAUUCCGGAGGGUCGACUCUAA
Molecule: messenger RNA, 414 nt
Organism: Armigeres subalbatus
Lineage: Eukaryota; Metazoa; Arthropoda; Insecta; Diptera; Culicidae
Exons: 1
Coding region: 1-414 (137 amino acids)
Biological process (GO): DNA integration
Molecular function (GO): nucleic acid binding
Source: RefSeq, a predicted model, not a curated record